AUGAGCUCCCGUAUGCCAAAGAGGAAGACGCCGGACAGAUCGUGUUUUCUUUGUCAAAAGGAACACCUUGAAUGUGAUGAACAGACACCAUGCGGUAACUGUGCUCUAAAAGGAACUCCUCAAAUGUGUUUCUACACUGAAAGAUUGAAAUCUACUUCUUCUUCUUCCUCUUCAUCUCCUAGUACAUCUCUUUCAGCACCACCAGUUGCAUUUCCUUCGAUAAACAACAACAACAACUCUACGUCAUCAUCAUCUUCUACAACCACCAAAGUAGCAAGACAAUCUCAUAAUACUCAUACUAGUAGUACUGUUGGUAAUAACCCAUUCUUGAAUAAUAAUAAUAAUAAUAGUAGUAUUGGUCAUAAAACAUCAUUUACAUCUCCACAGCAACAACCACAAUCACAACAAAUAGGACAACAACAACAACAACAACAACCACAACAACCAUUUAAAUUUACAAGUAGUACAGAUUUAAUUAAACAUCAAAAUAAUAACAAUUUAUUUAAUAAUUAUGGAUCGGAUGCAUUUUCUUUUUUGGUAAAUGAAUUAAGAGAUAUUAAAGAAGGACAAAGAAAGAUAUUUGAUGAGCUGUCAUCACUCAAAGAAAAGAAUGAGAAAUUAGAGGUAAUCAACGAAUCGUUGGUAUCCAAACUUAGUUUGUUGACGCUGGCUCAACCCAACAAUUUGCCGGCAGACUUGUACAAUGUCGAUCCUACACCAACCAAUCCAACAUCUUCACCAUUUAUUGACAAUGCCCUAUCGUAUCCAAGAAGCAUAAAGGAUAUGGUCGAUUAUUACAACUCUACUCAAAAUAUAUUUAUUAUUUUUGAUCUCUCCAAAAACCCUCCAACUGUUGUAAAUGCUUCUAAAAAUUUCUGUAAAUUAUUAGGUUAUGGUUUGAAUGAAAUCAUUGGAGUUCCAUGGACUCAAAUUAUACAUCCAAAUUUAAUUGAAAAUACCAUGAAUAUAUUUAAUCAAAGAAACCAUGGUAAUAUUGUUGAAAUGACACAAUUGUAUAAACAAAGAAAUGGAUCAGUAUUCAGUACAUUGGAUACACAUACUUUUAUUUUCGAUUCAGAAGGUAGACCAAUAUGCGAUGUUGUAGCAAUUAGAUUGAUGAGCCCGGAUAUUGUACCAAAAGAAUUCUUUACACAUGGGGGAGGCGGUCUCCCCGUCAAUAGAUUUAGAUUGACUCAUUCUAGUAAUGACACUAAUACUAGUAAUAAUAAUAUUAAUAAUAAUAAUAAUAGUAAUAAUCAUAAUAUAAAUACAAAGAAUACAAUCAUUACUUCAAUGGAUGAUUCAACUCCACCAACUACUCCUAUAAAUGGUAAUAUUCAUCAAAAUAAUAAUAACGGAACCAAUUUUAAUAAUACUAGUAAUAAUAAUAAUAAUAAUAAUAAUCAAUAUAAUACAUUUGCAUUCCCACAUCAUCAAUAUCAAGGCGCUAGGAUUGAAGAAGCACCUCCAACACCCACCACUACAAAUACGCCAUCUAGUAUGUUGAAUGAUUCAAGUGCAAGUACAAGUACCACUAGUACGAGUGCAUAUAAUAGAGUAACACCAAUUAUUUCAGAUUUACCAUCCACUCCUCCUCAACAUCCAUCCACCAACAACACCAACACCUCCACCUCUACAGCACCAAAUUCAACCAUUUCAGUCAACCCAUAUAAUCUACCAAAUAAUAUCUCCAACAACAAUAAUAACAACAACAAUAAUAAUAAUAAUAACAAUAAUAAUAAUAAUAAUAAUAAUAACAAUACUGGUAUGACUACAGAUUAUCAACAUACCAAUAAUUAUCCAGACUUUACAAUUGACAGUGACAAUCUUGCUAAUUUAAAUAGUUGGGAUACAAACAUGGACAUUUUAAAUUAUUGGGAUCCAAAUGCACCUUCCUCUCAUCUUUGGAAUACAAGUCAUAAUGGUUUAAAUUCAAAUAUAUUAUCACCAGAUCAACAACAACAACAACAUAAUCCAAAUAAUAAUAAUAAUAAUAACAAUAAUAACAUGAAUCAUGGUGAAUAA
Molecule: messenger RNA, 2025 nt
Organism: Cavenderia fasciculata
Lineage: Eukaryota; Evosea; Eumycetozoa; Acytosteliales; Cavenderiaceae
Exons: 4
Coding region: 1-2025 (674 amino acids)
Biological process (GO): regulation of DNA-templated transcription
Molecular function (GO): DNA-binding transcription factor activity, RNA polymerase II-specific; protein binding; zinc ion binding
Source: RefSeq, a predicted model, not a curated record